UUGAUUUACUCAAUAUUUGACAUUUACUACACUUCCCCUAUUGUCACCAAUGUACCCUCCCAUGAGAUUACCAGUGGAAUUGCUCCGGCCAAGCGUUUGGUGAUUUUCACGGCAGAUGGUUUACGCUCUGAUACAUUCGCUCGUCACCCUGAGAAAUCACCAUUUUUACAUUCGCUUAUUAGAGAACGAAAGGGUGUUUACGCAAUUUCUCGUAGCCACGUACCAACAGAAUCACGACCUGGACAUGUGGCCAUUUUUGCGGGAUUCACAGAAGAUGUCAGUGCUGUUGCUCGGGGAUGGAAACACAACCCUGUCCAGUUUGAUAGUAUUUUUAACAGAUCGAGGGAAUCGUGGAUGUGGGGAAGUCCAGAUAUCGUCACACUUUUCGACAACUAUCCUACUGUGCACUCUUUCAUGUAUUCGAGCAGCGACGAGGACUUUGGGUCGAAUGAAGCCUAUAAACUUGAUGAAUGGGUUUUCGACCACGUCGAGAAGUUCUUCAACGAGACACAAAGCGACCCUGAGCUAAAACAACGUCUUAUGUCCGACAGGCUAGUAUUUUUCCUCCAUCUACUAGGCUUGGAUACGAAUGGGCAUGGGAAUAAACCACGUUCUCAGGAGUAUUUGGACAAUAUCGAAGUGGUUGAUCGGGGAAUUGAGCGGAUACAACAAGUCAUCAACGGAUUUUUCGAUGACAACUCCACAGCAUUCGUGAUGACGGCGGAUCACGGAAUGACGGAUUGGGGUUCUCAUGGAGCAGGAACUGAUGAAGAGGUCUUGACCCCAUUCGUCGCGUGGGGAGCAGGAGUGCAGAAAAGCGGCGUGACGAAUACUAUUUCCCAGGUGGAUCUCACACCAUUUCUUGCCGCUCUGAUUGGUGUGGCUGUGCCCGUGAACUCCAUGGGUGUACUUCCCACUCAAGCUCUUGACGUCUCACCGAACUAUUUAUUCAAAAGUAGUCUGGCGAAUUUUCUUCAGCUCAAAGAGCAGUUCAUGGUGUUGAGAGCCGAAAAAGCGAAACGUCUGUGGUUCCAAGAAUUUGACACAUUCGGUUUGAAAGCGUUGGAAUCCCUGGAAACAGAGAUAUUGAAGCUGGCAAAGCUGCGAAGGUUCGCUGCUGCUUCCUCAUUGUUUGUACAGAAUGCUCCUUACAUCAAAAAGGCGAUAUUCCACUAUCAUCGCUAUGAUCGUGCAUUCCUUGGAGCAGCUAUA
This is a messenger RNA of Haemonchus placei, 1212 nucleotides long. The record is from the annotation of a GenBank genome assembly. NCBI's taxonomy places the organism in Eukaryota, Metazoa, Nematoda, Chromadorea, Rhabditida, Trichostrongylidae.